This is a messenger RNA of Oppiella nova, 1225 nucleotides long. Lineage: Eukaryota; Metazoa; Arthropoda; Arachnida; Sarcoptiformes; Oppiidae. The record is from the annotation of a GenBank genome assembly.
AUGGCUGUUUUAUAUUCAACACAUUCGUCUCGAUAUAAGCCAGGUCUCAACAUAUGCUGGACUUCAUCGCAACUGCCAAUCGGUCCCAGUCCUCUGGUACUGACCGGUCCCUCAGGUAGUGGUAAGAGUACACUAUUGAAGCAAUUAAUGGAUGAGUUCCAGGACUGCUUCGGAUUCAGUAUUUCUCAUACAACUCGUAAGCCACGUGUCGGUGAAGUCAACGGCAGAGAAUAUCAUUUUAUAAGUCACGACGAGUUCGAGAAGAGUAUUGAAAGACAAGAAUUCCUUGAAUUCACACAAUUCUCGAAUAACUAUUACGGAACGAGUAAAAAGGCUGUGAAAGACGUUCAAAAUUGUGGCAAAAUAUGUAUUCUAGACGUCGAGAUCGAAGGCGUCAAGAAUCUCAAGAAAACAGAUCUAAACCCAAGAUUUGUGUUCAUUAAACCACCGAAUAUGGAUGUAUUGGAAAAACGUUUGAGAAGUCGUGGCACUGAGAGCGAGGAUGCGAUUCAAAGACGGCUUAAGCGCGCUAUCGAUGAGAUGCAAUUCGGCGAAACUAAUGGUGUUUUUGAUUUGACUAUAAUUAACGACCGAAUAGACGACGCAUACAAUGAUUUGCGACAAUUCAUUGUUGAGGAUAUAAAUGCUCUGAAGUUUUCACGAGGAAUGUGAGCCCUGAUCCCAGAGAUUAUAACAAAAAAAAUAUUACCGUAUACCGUAAAUUACAAAUUAUUGGUUUUUAAAUAGUAUUAAUUUUUUAAAAGUAUAUAUUUUAUGUAUUCUUUUUUUUAUUGGUUUAUUUACACAGUAUUUCUUUGAUUCAUUUAUACAAUUUUUUCUAUAAUUAAGUUUAUAUAUAAUUUCGAGACAAUAGAUAUGUUAUCACUGAAUAGUAAGCCAAACUAUGACUACUAUUUCAUAUAACAUUCAUAGCUUAUAUUCAUUUUAUCUAUUAUAUUAUAGAUUCUAUAUACUGUACUGUAUUACUUGUAUAACUUAUGAUAGUAUUCUAUAACAUUAUAUUCUGUAUAUUUUAAUUGUCCGACAAAUUGCAUCAAUCCUAUUGAUAAUGCAUUGCAUGUAAUCUCUCGACGAUACCUGUAAUUAAUUUGAUGUCAAAUCACGAGCAUUGGUUAGAAAUCACGCAUUCAAUUCAAUUCAAUGUAUAAAAAAUGUUUAUUUAAUAACUGAUUUAAAUUAGUAAAAAUAGUAUUCAAUAUGGAAA